AUGGACCUCUCCAUAAAGACCCUCCGCGGCCUCGUCACCGAACCCACACAUACGAGAUGGAUAGCACCGUUGAUGCUCCUCGGCGAGGCCGCGCUCUGUGGCCUCAUUAUCUGGCGGGUGCCGUAUACCGAGAUCGAUUUCACGACGUACAUGGCCCAGGUGCGCAUGUUCCUUUCCGGCGAGCGAAACUAUGCAAAAAUCACAGGCCCUUCGGGCCCUCUUGUCUAUCCGGCCCUUCAUCUCUACAUUUACUCGAUCCUCUACACCCUCACCGAGCAGGGAACCGACAUCCUACGCGCCCAGAUCGUCUUUGCCGGGUUAUACCUCGUGACGCUGGCCGUCGUGUUUGCGUGUUACAGGCGGGUGGGCGCACCACCGUGGCUUCUGAUUCCGUUGGUGCUGAGCAAGAGAAUGCAUUCUAUAUUCCUACUGAGGCUUUUUAAUGACUGCUGGGCGACGCUGGGACUUUGGCUUGCAAUAUAUUGGAUGCAACGGCGGCAGUUCGGAAGGGGAGCGGUCAUAUGGGGACUGGGACUGGGAGUGAAGAUGACUUUGUUACUAGCUGCACCCGCGGUGGGAGUCAUCAUUUUGCAGGCCCUCGGAACAGGCGAUGGGCUUUUCACAGGUCUAUACGUCUUUGUCCUCCACGUUAUCAUGUCUAUGCCCUUCUUCGGCGAAGGGACAAACUUCUCCUACGUCCAACGCUCAUUCGAUUUUGGGAGGCAAUUCCUGUACAAGUGGACGGUCAACUGGAGGUUUGUUGAUGAAGAGACGUUCCUGUCUCGCAAUUUUGCCAUCAGUCUCCUGGUCAUCCACGCCUCCUUGCUGCUCCUGUUCUUCCAGACAAAGUGGAUCAAGCCCAGUGCUUCGAACUUGGCCGAGUUUGCGAAGAAGUACCUAGGGGGCAUGAAAGAGGCGGAGGAGCUGAGGAUCUCCAAAAAGGUCACCCCGAGCUUUGUGAUGGACACAGUCCUGGGGAGCAUGGUGAUUGGGAUGCUGUGCGCCAGGAGCCUGCACUACCAAUUCUUUGCAUAUCUCGGCUGGGCGACUCCAUAUCUGCUGUGGAGGGCUGGUGGUGGCCCUGUUUGGGUCCUGUUGAAUUGGGCAGUGCAGGAAUAUUGCUGGCUGGUAUAUCCAAGCACCAACGUCAGCUCAGCGGUGGUGGUGGCAGAACUGGCGCUGCAGGUUAUGUGCGCCCUUGUUGCGCCACCCGUGGAUCACAUCAGUCUUCCACCAGCAACUUCGGAGGAUUUGAGGAGCUGA
Molecule: messenger RNA, 1263 nt
Organism: Cladophialophora immunda
Lineage: Eukaryota; Fungi; Ascomycota; Eurotiomycetes; Chaetothyriales; Herpotrichiellaceae
Exons: 1
Coding region: 1-1263 (420 amino acids)
Cellular component (GO): endoplasmic reticulum
Molecular function (GO): dol-P-Man:Man(5)GlcNAc(2)-PP-Dol alpha-1,3-mannosyltransferase activity
Source: RefSeq, a predicted model, not a curated record